Messenger RNA from Parnassius apollo (apollo), 243 nucleotides. The record is from the annotation of a GenBank genome assembly. NCBI's taxonomy places the organism in Eukaryota, Metazoa, Arthropoda, Insecta, Lepidoptera, Papilionidae.
AUGAGUCGUCAAUUCGACGAAGAUACUACUAGUCAGUUGUUAUUAGAUGAUAAUAGUGACGAAGAAAACUGCUCUAAGAGUGAGAUAGAAGAGCACCUUGAGGCUGAUCCGGCUUAUGAAAUAGAUGGAACACUUGAGUUAGAAUACAUUUGUACACUACCUAUCAAGUUACUCGGUGGACAGUCUCCGCAUAAUGUUGACAGUUCAAAAAAACUUCAAUGUCGAGCGCUCACAGUGCUAUAA